AUGAAAUCAGGGGAGUUGAUAACUGAUUUCUUUGCUAGAACAUUGGGGAUAGCAAACAGGAUGAGAUCAAAUGGUGGCACCAUGGAAGAAGUAAAAGUUGUGGAGAAGAUAUUGAGAUCAUUUACUCCUAAAUUUGACUAUGUUGUAUGCUCAAUUGAGGAGUCAAAGAAUGUUGCUGAGAUGCGAAUUGAUGAAUUGCAAAGCUCUUUGCUAGUGCAUGAGCAAAGGCUUAACUGUACCACUGCCAGUGGGGAGCAAGCAGCACUAAAGGCUUCUACUUUCUCUAAGUCCUCAAACUCUAGAGGUGGAAGAGGUGGACGAGGUAGAUGA
Messenger RNA from Prunus armeniaca (apricot), 330 nucleotides. Lineage: Eukaryota; Viridiplantae; Streptophyta; Magnoliopsida; Rosales; Rosaceae. The record is from the annotation of a GenBank genome assembly.